GAGACAGAGCGGACGACUGUGUGUGCUAGUGAAAAACACAAGUUGGGUUCAUUUUUUUUCGUUGGUUUUUCGGCGCCGUUUUGCAUAAUUGCUGUGUUUCAAUCAAGAGUUGAGUACUAAACUCUCGGCAAAAAUUUGGCUUAUUUCAAUCCACACUCAAAGUGGUGCGCAAUAUUUUGAAGUUUUCCUUUUGCCCGUAGUUGUUUUUUCUUUUGUCUUUUCGUGAUAACGCAACAAACGUUUAUUGGCCAAUUGAAUAGUGAGAGUGCGCUCGUCGGGAUAGAGAGAUCCCGUAUCGUGGAACGAUCUCCACUAAAAAAACAAACAAACAAUGGAAGUGGAACAGCUGGAACGUUCGACAGUCUCUUCUGGCGCGGGCCGUGUAUUUUAUCGGCCGGCGUCGCGUAAUCGAAUCAACAGUAUGGAAGGUGUGGUGAUAAGUGGUGGCGCAGAGAGUCAGCAACAACAGCAGAGAAUCCGGUUGGCAUCUUCCGUCCUAUCGGUGGCCACCAUCAUCAAGACGGAACCGCGCAACUCCGAUUCACCCACGACCACACCUCUCCAACAACAACAACAACAACACAACUCUUCUUCUUCUUGUUCUUCUCCUUCUCCGUCCUCUGCUAGUUCGAUCCGUCGAUCACGUUCCCGCAUCAGUACAGGGGGAGGCAGCCCAUUGGGUAGUUCGCCGUCACCGACAUCGCCAUCUGCCGCAAUGCACCCGAUCUCUAUGUCGUUGCUACAUUCAUCGUCUCCGUCAUCUUCGCAUCAUCACCAUCCGCACCAUCCGCAUCAAUCGUUUUACGGAGGAGGAUCGACGACGCCUACGUUGGUAGGGGCGUCGGCCAGCGGAUCGGUCCACUCUCCGAGCCCAUUGAAGCGAUCCAGGCACAUCAACAACAACAACAACAGCAACAGCGCUAUGGAAGAAUGGUUACCUUCGCCCGGCCAAAUGUCUGUCGAUUCCAUGUCGCCACCGCCUCCGCCCAGCAGCUCGUCCAUGUCGAUGAGGGCAGACGGCCUUCUAGAGCCGGGACAGCAGCAACAAUUGCAACAGCAACGCGCGUCCAGCAAUGGCCAUUCGACCUUACCGCCGUCGGUCAUCUCAUCGUCGAACGGCUAUUCACCGUCGCCCAUGUCGACGGGCAGCUACGAGCCGCCGUUCAGCCCUGGCGGUGGAGGAGGCAAAUUAGGUCGUGAGGAUUUGUCUCCACCGGGCAGCGUCAAUGGCGGCGGCUACUCUGUCGACAGUUUUGCCGAUGCCAAGAAGAAGAAAGGUCCCGUACCCAGACAGCAAGAGGAAUUGUGUUUGGUAUGCGGCGACAGAGCUUCUGGUUAUCACUACAACGCCCUCACCUGCGAAGGAUGCAAAGGAUUCUUCCGGCGGAGUAUAACGAAGAAUGCCGUCUACCAGUGCAAAUACGGAAACGGCUGCGACAUUGACAUGUACAUGCGGCGAAAGUGCCAAGAGUGCCGGCUAAAGAAGUGCCUCACGGUCGGCAUGCGGCCCGAAUGUGUCGUUCCAGAGUACCAGUGCGCUGUCAAGCGAGAAGCCAAGAAAGCGCAAAAGGAAAAGGACCGGCCCAAUUCCAGCUCUUUGGGAUCUCCCGAAAUGAAAGAGCCCGAAGUCAAGGCUGUCCACCACCAGCAGCAGCAACAACAGCAGCAGCAGCAAAUGCAGCAACAGCAGCAACAAUUACAGCAGCACAUACACGUGGUGGACGAGAAACCCAUGGUCGUGUGCGGCGCUCCCAGCGGAGGCAGCAACGGAUUGGCCGUCAAACCCCUCAGUCCCGAACAGGAGGAGCUCAUUAACCGGCUCGUCUACUUCCAAGAAGAAUUCGAUCAACCGUCCGAAGAGGAUCUGAGAAAGAUUUCGACGUCCGGAAUGCACGAGUCGGACAGCGAAGCCAAGUUCAAGCACAUUACGGAGAUGACGAUCCUGACGGUGCAGCUGACGGUGGAAUUCUCCAAGCGGCUGCCCGGCUUCGACACGUUACUGCGAGAGGACCAGAUCACUUUGCUCAAAGCCUGUUCCAGUGAAGUGAUGAUGCUAAGGUGCGCCCGCCGCUACGACGCCAACACGGACUCUAUCGUCUUCGCCAACAACCUGCCCUACACGAGAGACUCGUACAACAUGGCCGGCGUCGGAGACACGGCCGAGCCGCUCUUUCGUUUCGGCAAGCAAAUGUCCGUCAUGAAAGUCGACAAUGCCGAAUACGCGCUACUCACCGCCAUCGUCAUCUUCUCUGAACGGCCGGGAUUGGUGGAGGCGCGCAAGGUCGAGAAGAUCCAGGAGAUUUACCUGGAGGCGCUUCAAGCUUACGUGAUGAACCACAGGGCGCGGCCGAUGACCGAGUUCGCCAAGCUCCUAUCGGUGCUGACCGAGUUACGAACGCUCGGCAACCUCAACUCGGAGAUGUGCUUCUCGCUCAAGCUCAAAAACAAGAAACUGCCGCCCUUCCUCGCCGAAAUCUGGGACGUUCACUCUUGAACGCCAUCUCUGCCCCUCUUUCAGGAAAAAAGCGGCACGCCUCUUACCAUCUAAAAAUUUCCGCACGCGAUUCUACCUACACCUACCCCGUAAAAACAAAGUACUCCCGCGUCAAAAUUAAAACAAUCGGUUUUGGCCCGCAGAUCUCUUUGAAAAAAAAAAACCAAACAAAAAUGUUCGUUUGUUAUUCGAUUAGAAGAUCGUUGGGAAGGACUUUAAUUUGGUCAGGUUUGAUCGAGUUGGGAAAGAAGACGAGGACGAAGGUAGGAAGAGAUAAGAAAAAUAGUACCUGAGAGAGACAAGUUUCGCGCUUCUCUCUUUGGGCGCGAUUCAUUCAAAAGUUUAUAAGGCUCCGUGUUGAAUGUGUUGUUACAUGAAUUGUGAUGAAGAUCUUAAAUGCGAAACAAGGAGAAUAAGGUCAGAUAGAUAUCCACAUUUUUAUAGCGUUUUGGGUGGGGAAUUUGUAAAAAGAAACAGAGUUUUUCUUUUCAAUUUUGUUUUGUUGUUAUUAACGAAAAAAAAAAAGAAAAACAAGUUUUUUUUAAAUACGUUUUCUUUCUUUUGGCAAAUUGGGUUGUGAGAUAUAGGCCAAUAAUUGUGUCGCCAGACAGGAAUUGUUUGCCGUAACUGAGAGAAAAACAGACAAUAAGGAACGGACAAUUCAAAAAUCACGGGGUUGUGACUCUCUUGUUAUGUUAAAACAACAUUUCAUUUUCUGUUUGUUUUUUUGAAUAGCAAAAAAAAAAUUGAACGACAUCGUAUCCCCGAAAAAUUUAAAAAGAAAAAAUACUAUUUAUCUCUUUGUGUACAGUAAAAGGGAAGUGAGCUGGUAAUUUAUAUUAAUUGAUGCGAAACGGAGUAAGAAACACACACCCCGAAGAACGAACGUAAAAAAAAAAUCCAUCGGAUUUUUGGUCAAAUACUUUUUUUUUUAAAUUCAUUUUCUUUUUUUUUUCUGGCCGGAGAAAAUGUAGUUCGUGAAACAAUUUAUUUCGAUCGCCAUUGUUUCCAAUUUUUCUCUGCCUGUUGCAACUUUUGGAAAGUCAACACUAAAAGAGACGUUCGUAAAAUCGAUGGAUACGAAUGUGGACCAGUUUUAUAUAUUUUUAUAAAAGCAAAAAAACAAAAAAAAAAAUUGAAGGAAAGACGGAAAAGUUGCAAAAAAUUGUUCAUCGUAAUUCACCAAUUCGACAUCUUGCCGUCUUGUUAUAUGUCGUCUGCUAUCCAUGUUGUUGUAACAUAAUCUUCAUAACGGCUAUUUGUUUUUUUUCCCGCACAAUCUUACACGUCCCCUUAUCUCUCAAUUUUCGUUUUCAUUUUUUUAAAAAAUAAUUUGCAACAAAUCUGUGAACGCCAUUUUUCUUUUCCGCAUACAUAAAGAACAGGGAGGGGGAAAUUAGAUUUUUGUUGUUGUUGUUGUUGUUCGGUUAUACUUAUUCCGCCUUUUCUUUUUAAUUACGACACGACUUUAUGUCGUUUCUGUUUCCCCUUCCUGUAUCCCUCCUUUGCCUCUCUUGUUUUGAAAAAAAAGGAAAUGUGGCAAUAUUAUAUAACCCCCACCCCCCAUCUGAUUUUGUUUCGUGUCUCUCAAAUCGUUUUCCAUCAGGAUUUUUCGUGCACAAAAAGGAAAUGGGAUUUCUUUUUCCCGAUUCUUCUCUUUCGAAUUAUCGUUCGAAAAUUUUUCUUAUCGUUCUCUCAUCAGGCUCAUUUCUGUUGUAAGAAAAACAAAAAUACCCCCAAAGAGCCUUGAAAUUCAUUUUUUGUUUAUUACUUUAUUCGAUUACUUUUCCAUCGAAAAUUUUUGUUUCACCGAAAAAAAAGAGAAAACCAACAUAAAAAUGGUUUUGCCUUGCUGUGUGUGUGUGUGUGUGUUUGUAUGUGAGGUGCUUUCAAUUCUCCUAUUUUAUAUACGCACACGACCGUUUAUGAUAUACAUAUAUACAUAUAAAUAUAUUCAUCCGGAAGUGCUCUAUUACUAUUUGUACGAGUGUAUCGUUUUUUUUUUUUCGUUUCUUGUGUCCAGUGUGAUUGUGUUCUCUUUACGGUGCUGAUGUGUUCUCCUUCAUUUCUUUAUAUACGACACGAGAAAAACAACAAACAUUUUUCACUUUGGUUCUUUUUGAUGUGUACAACUUUUUUAUUUUAUUAUUUAAAAACUGAAAAAAGCACAUAAAAAAGAAAAGCAAAAACAAAUUUGACAGAAUGGGUUUGCGUGUAAGAAGAUUGCCCAUACAUAAUCGUGUGUGUGUGUGUGUGUGUCAAUCGCGAUGUAAAACAACUAAAAAAACAACGGUGUUCUUCUUUUGUCUCGACAUAACAUAUUAUACAUUAAACAUGAAUGAAAACACGAAUAA
This is a messenger RNA of Daphnia carinata, 4848 nucleotides long. Its product is annotated as ecdysone receptor-like. Gene Ontology annotation, cellular component: nucleus. The transcript has 9 exons. Gene Ontology annotation, molecular function: ecdysone binding; RNA polymerase II cis-regulatory region sequence-specific DNA binding; nuclear receptor activity. NCBI's taxonomy places the organism in Eukaryota, Metazoa, Arthropoda, Branchiopoda, Diplostraca, Daphniidae. The record is from RefSeq and is a predicted model, not a curated record. The coding region runs from base 332 to 2494 and encodes 720 amino acids. Gene Ontology annotation, biological process: ecdysone receptor signaling pathway; cell differentiation; negative regulation of transcription by RNA polymerase II.